ACCUAAACUCAUUUUCCUUCACCAUGGAUUCAUCAAUUGUGCUCGUCAUAAAUCGUAAUUAAAGAAAUUUUAACAAUAAGCAAUAGUAUAAUUUAAAUAUUUAAUCUUAGGUGUAUAAUUUGAAUAAACUUCUCAACAUGUAUAGAAAUAGUAAAUAGUGCUGAAUCUUUCGCGUUUGUGCUGAAUUGACCUCGUCAACACGAAGCGAGACGAAAAACGAUAACGAUGAGCUCUGAAUCCAAAUAGGAAUUUCAAAAUGGCGUCAGUGAUUUUUGGUGGAAUUUCAGUGUGUGUUUAACUUAGUUUACGCGGUAUUUGUACUGAUUAAAAUUUAAUAAUUGUGAGAAAAAUAAUAAAUGUGAAGUGGUUUAUCGAUAGAAAAACAAAAAAUAAAUAGGAGCAGAUGUGCCUUUACUCUUUUAAUUAGUGAUAAUUCGCUUAAAAUGGCGUAUGCAUGCAAAGAAGCGGACUAACUUUCUUUUUUCACAAAUUUAUAAUUUUUACUGCUGGACCAGUACUUGGUUAUCUUAAGAAAAGGUGAACAACGUGUUGUUGAAUGUUAUAACUUGCACUGUUUGCUGCAUUUUGUGACAAGUGGCAAGUGGUACAGUCCGAGUUGGGACGCGUUUUACAUUUAUUCUAAUCGCCAGCGUGGGAACAUACGGAUCAUACAUACAUAUAUUUUGUCAUAAUUUUUUAACCAUCGUUGAAAACGUCAGAAAUCACUAGAGUUAAAUUUGCCUAUGAUAAAGUGAAAAAGGCGGGCAAAUCGAGAAGACACUCCAAAAAUGUGUGCAGCACACAGUAACCCACAACAGGGCUUCGGCUAUACUUGGGGAUUCGCAGAUAAUACCCGUACGGAGUCUGUUCUGGAGAUUCCGGCAAAUAUAAAUUACACAGUCAGCAGUGAAUCCAUGCCAUAUUUGCUAUCUACAGAUGGCUCUUUAACUGUGCAGAAGGACGUUAAAGGUGGAUUGACGGCUCAAAAAGGAGGUGUUGUACGACGUAUGUUUGUUGUAAAUGAACCAUUUGCACCAGGACCACAACGGGUCAUAACUGCAGGUACUACUACACCAUCGGUGGUGAAGAAACAAGACCAACAAGUGCUCAGUAUUAACUGCGACAAAAAUUACCUACUUGUAGAUCAAUCAGAUCAGUCACACUCUCUGACUAAUGGUAUCGUCGACACGAAGUCACAGACCAUUCUAACGACAACAGCUGGCGCUAAAACGCAUUUUAGUCCCAUCGGGCCGAUUCAUCUCACUGCAGAGGAAUGCAACGAGAUUUUAAUGAAACGAGCGCUUGCCGCAUCUCAACAGACUCACACGAUCACUACUGCAGACGGACAUGGGACGACAAGUGACAUUCUGCCGGGUAUAUCGGUACAAGUUCAAAAAGUGAUUCAAGGUUUAGAAGAGGCGGAUGAUUCACAAGGGGAUACACCUAACUUGAAGUUGGAGCCCGGUACAUUAGAGCUAUCUCCAAAAACAGAGUUGCAAGAUAACAUGAAUUAUAACGAGAAUGAUGCCACAGUUAAGAAGGAGCGACCAUACAGUUGCGACGAAUGCGGCAAAUCGUUUUUAUUGAAACAUCAUUUAACAACACACGCGCGAGUCCACACAGGCCAAAAAUGUAUUGUAGGUGAACGGCCGCACGUGUGUGUACAUUGUAGCAAGAGCUUUGCACAUAAGCACUGCCUCAAUACACAUCUGCUGUUGCAUUCAACUGAUCGGCCGUUUCAGUGUACCGAAUGCAAGAAAAGUUUUACUUUGAAGCACCACCUGUUGACACAUUCACGUGUUCAUAGUCGUGAUCGGCCAUUUGUGUGCCCCGAAUGUGGGCGAACGUUCCCAUUGAAGCGACAUUUAGUGACCCAUAGUAAAUUUCAUGCUGGUGAACGACCAUACGUUUGUGAGGAAUGUGGCGAAAGUUUUGCUCAGGAGAAUCACUUAAUAAUGCAUUCACGUUUUCAUGGAUCGCUAAAUCCAUUUGUUUGUCCAGAUUGCGGAGCUACAUUUCCUCGCAAAUUUCAAUUGGUUAAUCAUGGCCGCAUUCACGGUAAAGUACCACACUCCUGCACCCUGUGUGGCAAAGAGUUCUUGCAGAAGCGCACGCUGGUUUCUCACAUGAGGAUUCACACCGGCGAUCAGCCAUAUCCUUGCAUUAGUUGUGGUGAGGGCUUUAUGUCUAAAGCCGAAUUAAAUCAACAUGUGCGUAAUACACACGGGGGCGUAAAUCCAAACUCCUCAAACACUGCGAUACAUUCUACGCAGCAACAUCAUACGCAACAACAGACGCAAGGGUCACAUCCACAAACCAUUACUGUAGUCAGUAAUCCAGCGAACCCGGCAUUAUUAUCUGUGGGCGGUGAUAAUAAUGCUGCUCGGCCUCAAUUCGGCUGUCGUGAAUGUGGAAGUGCCUUUAAUAGUAGAGAAGCGUUAGCGCUUCAUUUGCGAUUACAUACAGGUGACAAAAGCCUUAUGACUGAUUUGUGCGCUUUAACUGCGGCACUGCCUGGCCACUUCCUCAACACCGGCCUUAAUCCAGGCGCCACUGUCGUUGCUACCAACCCCAAUAUAGUGGCUCAGAAUACAGUGCCCGUGCAGAUCAUUUCAUCAACCGGACAAGUCAUGACACAAACAACAUUGGUACAGGCUGCCGCAGCAACGCAUCCACAGGGUGUUGUUACUAAUGUGCCUGGAGUGAUGCAUCACCAACAGCCGCAACAGCAACUGACGAAUGCAGCGCCACAACAACAUCAUCCACAGCAACAGCAGGUAACGCCGCCCAAACCAAAGUCACAUUUUUGCGCCAGCUGCGGUAAAGGAUUUGCCGCUAAGCAUGGUCUUAUGCAGCAUAAUCGAAGACAUCCUAACGGUGGCUGUACCGUGCGCACACAUGUAUGCGAGUGCGGCAAGGCAUUCUUCCAGAAGAAUCACUUGAUGCUACAUCAGCGUCAGCAUUUGGAAACCAAACCGUCAGCUGCUGUCGCUCAACAGCAGCAGCAGCAACAACAACAACAACAACAACAACAACAGCAGCAGCAGCAACAACAACAACAACAGGUGCGUUGAUUGCAUAGCUAAGCAAAAGAUAAACAAAAUAUAAUAAAUACAAAAAAGCUGCACAACGCUGUGUAGUCCGCAAAAGAGUAAACCUGCAAAAUACGCAAGCCGGCUUUGCAACGCUUCCAUUAUAAUUUUACACGAGCUCGGUAACGUUACGCUGAGACAAAUAACCAACGCUUAACAUCAAGCCAGAAUCCUCAUAUCAAACAACCACGAAAUAAAACUGCAUACGCAAAAUACUAACAUAAUGGAUUUAACACACGAACAGCACAGCCGCUCGCGCAAACAACAACAACCACAAUCGGCUAUGUUGAUAGGCAAUCAUCAAGCGCUGCACCUGCAAGUUUUGCAAGGCACUAAUGCAGCUCAAGUUAUUAAGUACGAAAUAAAUAUACCACAGGAUAAUCAAAGUGGAUAAGCGUUGUUAGUGUAGAAAUGGUUAAUGGUUGAUUCAUUUUAUAUUAUCACUAACCCAAAGGACAAAUUUCAACAUUCAUAUGAAUGGCGGCUGGGAGGAUGUGGGUUCAAAUUGUACGGUACACAGUACGGUACUUGUUUCAUUCGUUUAAGUUUAUUACGUUUUUAGUAUUUAAGCUUUAUUGUUUCGCUCUUUAUUGUGUGCACACAUUUCGCAAUGACAGUAGAAAUUACUAAUUGUUUCUAUUUGUGUAUAUAUUUGUUCAAUUUAACUUAACUAUCUAUAUCAAUUGUAAUUUUAAGCCCUCAACCAGACGAGCACACAUAAUUAACAAAUUCCUGUUACUAAGCUAAUUUACAGGGGAGAUACAAUUAGUAUAUGGGUUGGUUACACAUUAAGUCGUGCACAAUAAAGGAUCAUGUGUCUGCGUUAGUUAUGUUCCGAGUUCUCUUAUCCCUCACCUUUGCCCUUUUAUAUACAUACAAUAUAUAUGUAUAACGAUAAGAGUGCUUAGAUUAUAAAUCAGAAAAGAAUUUCACCUUCAUGCCGACAUUUUAUUAUAAAUUAAAAUGUCUGAUUAAUACAUAGUAUAUACAGUACAUGGAAUGUAUGUAAAAAUAUAUGCAAUUACAUACAAAAGAAAACAACAACUAAUAAUAAUAAUAAUAAAUACAUAAUCAUGUGCUAGCAUGACAAAACAUAGUUGUAUAAUAUUAGACUUAUGUGCAUAAGAAAUGAAUGAAUAGUAAUAACUAAAUAUAUAUUUUAUUAUAAGCAUAAAAAAUUAAUGAAAAAUAAGAAUAAAAUAAAAAACAUAAAAUAUUAAAGUACCUUUAUUUUUUCACAAACCCGAAUACUUUUGCAACGAUGGAGUGCAAUUUUAUUUUAUGUUGCUUCUCUUACAACUUUCAAUCUGUGCUUUGGACAGCAAGCUUUCUAUUUAUAUUUUUCGAAAAUAUAUACAUAUAUAGUACAUAUGUAUAUUCAUUCUGAUGUACAUUAUAUUCCUGAAAAGUAAAAUAUCUAUUAGAGAACAAGAAAAUCAAGUAAUUUUGGUUCAGGGUUGCGAGUUUUUUAAUUCAAAAAUUUCUCAACAUAGGAAUAAAAAUGUAUUUUUUAGUCAAAAUGUUUGGCAUUAAAAUUUUAGGUUUUUAUUUUCUAAUUUAAUAGUAAAAAUAGAAAAUUAAACUUUUAAUUCGAGAAUCAAAAUAAAUAAUUGAUGAACAUAAACCGUUUAAAUGUGUAGGCAUAUUCAAGAUGAUGGCUCUGUGCGAGCUCUACUUCAAAAUGGUAGAACUCGCAAACUCGAUAAAUGUUAAUUCUAAAACAAUUUCUUUGUUUUAUGCUUAAUUAUGUGUUUGGGAUUAAAUAGUUUUUAAUACCGUAUUUGACACAAUUUUUCCUUAGUUUAUUGUAUUUGUUAUUAAAAAUUUAAAAUUAUUUCUAAUUAAGAUAUUUGGGUUUAAAAUAUAAAUUACAAAUGUUAAUUCAAUUAUUUUUUUAAUUGCAUUAUACGCAACCCUGUUUUGGAUGUACGCGUAUAAUUAAAUUGCGGCGUAAAUUCUUGAAUACGAUAUUUGUAUAAAAAUCAAUUUGAGUACAUUAUAUUAUGUGAAUAAAUCAGACAUUUGUUUUACUACUAAAAUUACUAAGUAGA
Messenger RNA from Bactrocera dorsalis (oriental fruit fly), 5143 nucleotides. RefSeq names its product zinc finger protein 546. Bases 789 to 3074 code for a protein of 761 amino acids. Gene Ontology annotation, biological process: positive regulation of reciprocal meiotic recombination. Gene Ontology annotation, cellular component: nucleus. Gene Ontology annotation, molecular function: histone H3K36 methyltransferase activity; recombination hotspot binding; histone H3K4 methyltransferase activity. The record is from RefSeq and is a predicted model, not a curated record. The transcript has 12 exons. Lineage: Eukaryota; Metazoa; Arthropoda; Insecta; Diptera; Tephritidae.